GCGGCGCGUCUGUCGUGGGUAGUUCGGAGCUGCAGGGUCGUUUGAGCUCACUCGUGCCUCACGCUCAAGGUGUAAGCGCAGAAUCGCGCCACGGAACGUGAGACCGAGUUCCCACAGCCCGCUGAAACUGAAGACAGGAGCUUUCCGAUGUGUCCUUCUAAUGCUGUCUAAUUUUCAUACUUGGAAGCUGCCCCCAUUUCACCCGUAUGCCGUAGUCUUGAAAUGCUGAAUCAGAAAUGAAGGGGAAACGGCAAAAUCGUGUGUUUACACAUCUGUUCGCCAGAAAGUUUCUCAAAGAAAUGCCGGACCUGCGCAAGCGUGGAUGUGGUCUCACACCAUGACAGUACAAGACUACCAAGACCUCAUAGAUCGUGGGUGGAGGAGAAGUGGGAAAUAUGUGUAUAAGCCCAUAAUGAACAAGACAUGCUGUCCACAGUAUACCAUCAGGUGUCAUGCACUGAAAUUUCAACCUUCCAAAUCCAACAAGAAAAUAAUGAAGAAGUUGAGCAAAUUCAUCUCCAAAGGGGAAUUACCAACAGGACAGGAUGAUGCCGAGCCAAUGGACUCCGUGUGCGGAGAAGCAGGUCCACGGGAACUGAGCAAAGUCUGUCACGCAGAAGUGAAGUGUGCUGCUGUCACAGACAUCCAGAAGGAAGUAGCAGAAUGUCCUGCUAUCACAGAAGUUGAGAAGGAGGCAGCGGAUGCUGCACCUACAGGCUCAGAAACAUCAAGGAAGGAUCAAGUGUCUGUCCUAGAUGGACCAACAACAGCCACACCUACAAAACAAGGGAUUGGAGCUGAUCCGAGUCGGCCGCCAUGUCGGAAGGCCAAAGACUUGAGGAAGGAGCGACGUCUCCAGAAGGAUCAGAUGAGACAACAACACACUGAUGGAGUCUCUUCCAUCGACUCUCCUACCCCAUCCACUCCCACUCAGACCAGCCAACCCAAAACCCUAGAAGAUUUCAUCUAUGAGUCUUUUCCUGACAACUCUUCUCAUUGCCUUGAGGUGAGGCUAGUGCGCUCCACUCCCCCUAGCCCGCAGUUCACAGCCUCUUUCGACGCCUCCUACCAGGUGUACAAACUCUACCAGAUGGCCAUUCACAAGGACCCUCCCGACAAACCCUCUGAGAGCCAGGUGAGGCUAGUGCCGGUCAGCUUUGAAGACCCACAAUUCGCAGCAUCCUAUCAGCAGUCGGUGGCACUGUACGCCCGCUAUCAGAUGGCCAUUCAUGGUGAUGACCCCAGCGAAUGUAGUGAGAGCGAGUUCCGGAGAUUUCUCUGUGAUUCACCACUAGAGGCAGAAUACUCUCCCGAUGGGCCUGAGGUGGGCUACGGCUCCUUCCAUCAGCAAUACUUGCUGGAUGGACGCAUCGUGGCUGUGGGGGUGAUCGAUAUCCUGCCCACCUGUGUGUCCUCUGUCUAUCUGUACUACCACCCAGACUUUGCCUCACUGUCUCUGGGCUCCUACUCUGCUCUCAGGGAGAUCGCUUUCACCCGGCAGCUGCAGAAACAGUCCCCCAAGCUGUGCUACUACUACCUGGGCUUUUACAUUCACUCCUGUCCCAAGAUGCGGUAUAAGGGGCAGUACCGGCCGUCAGACCUCCUGUGCCCGGAGACCUAUGCCUGGGUAUCAAUAGAGCGAUGCCUACCGCAGCUGGAGAACUCCCGCUAUGCUCGUUUCAACCAGGAUCCAGAUGCAGGAGAUGCCCGAGUCCUGAAGGAUGUGGGCAGAGCGCUUGUGCUGUACAGACGUGCCGCCAUGCCUUAUGCCGCCUACUCCCGCAAACGCAAGGGCUCCAGCGAUGAGACGGAGGUGCAGCAGUACGCCGGCUUGGUUGGCCAGGACUGUGCCGAAAGGAUUUUGCUCUACCGCGCUUAAACACACCACUUGCACCUUUUUAAAAUAGGUUAAUACACACCUCCCAGCAAUGGCUGUCUGUCUGUGUGUCUGUAUGUCUGUAUGUCUCCUCACACCGCCUGUGAAAGUGCUUUCUGCUGCCCAUGUAGUCUUCACCGUGCUUCGCUCCAGACAGGCUGGAACGAUGCAUCAGCCAUCUACUGUAUGUAUCUAUCAAUUCACUCAUUGGCCUCAUACAUUUGUGAUGUCUCAUGUACAUUUAUUUUAUGGGUUAAAUAAUUUCUGAAGCAUAAAUUCUCAGUUUCCCUCUUGUGCAUCCUUGUUUUUUUUUUCAUUUUAACUCCAUACAGGGACCAGACCCUUGUGUGCUCUCUUAAUCUACUGUUCUUAUCACUUCGAUUUUUUUAUUUCGGUGCGCUCCUUUCCUGCAGCCGCACUAAGGUGAGAGCGCUCCUUUCCUGAACAGUCGUGGGUUCAGAUCCAUGUCAGCAUUGCCACUUGAAGAGAAUGUUGAAUGAUGAGAAUUUCGAAGGUGGCUUUCAGUUGCUCACGAUGCGUAUCAAAACUUCAAGCUGACGCGGAACUACACCAAGACAUUUAUCACAGGCUUCAUGUAACGCAAAGAAAUCACCAUGUUUAAUGUUUUUGUCUGUUAUAUUUAUAGCUUUAUUUGCUUUUCUUUUAAUAUCGACGCUGUUACUUUUGUUUAAAUCAAAUAAAGGGGUUGCAUAUUC
This is a messenger RNA of Scophthalmus maximus (turbot), 2592 nucleotides long. Its product is annotated as arginyl-tRNA--protein transferase 1. NCBI's taxonomy places the organism in Eukaryota, Metazoa, Chordata, Actinopteri, Pleuronectiformes, Scophthalmidae. The record is from RefSeq and is a predicted model, not a curated record. Gene Ontology annotation, cellular component: cytoplasm. Gene Ontology annotation, biological process: protein arginylation. Bases 323 to 1879 code for a protein of 518 amino acids. Gene Ontology annotation, molecular function: arginyl-tRNA--protein transferase activity. The transcript is spliced from 13 exons.